This is a messenger RNA of Pongo pygmaeus (Bornean orangutan), 5400 nucleotides long. It is a transcript of the gene RNF168, whose product is annotated as ring finger protein 168. Lineage: Eukaryota; Metazoa; Chordata; Mammalia; Primates; Hominidae. The record is from RefSeq and is a predicted model, not a curated record. Gene Ontology annotation, biological process: double-strand break repair; protein ubiquitination. The transcript has 6 exons. Gene Ontology annotation, molecular function: ubiquitin-protein transferase activity; nucleosome binding. Bases 801 to 2516 code for a protein of 571 amino acids. Gene Ontology annotation, cellular component: site of double-strand break; nucleus.
GCCUCGCAGAAAUCUCAGGGAAAGGUCAGGCUCCACCCAGGCUGCACUAGGAGGAGCUGCGACGCCAGGGCGGGACCGUCUCGGGCUGGGAGGGCGGGCGGGCGGUGCGCAGACCCCGGAAGUCCCGCCCCGGGAACGCCCGCCCCUGGGCAGUUUUCUGGGUGGGAAGUGCGAUUUUGGCGGGCGGUUGUGACGUUACUAGCGCUUGUGCGGUGGCUGCUGCGCUGCCGCAACGAAUAGGGUUUCUGGCUGCGUAAGAGGGACAGGGGCGCGGAGCUCUGGGAAACUGCGCCAGGCGCCCGAAAGCUGAACACGGGAGUCGCGCGUCUCCCCCGCAGCAGCGGUAAAGCGGAAGUUAUGCUGCAGCCGGAGCUCGGGGUUCCUCCCGGAGCCGCGUCCCGGGGCCCGGCUGCCCCGAGCUGAGCGGAGCAUCCUUUCCGGGUGAGGGGAGGAGGGGACUUGGCGCGUUCCCCUCGCUGCACCGGGAGCCGCAGUCGCGGUGUUCAUGCCGCGGAGCAGCCAGGCUCCUCCGACGAAAACCUGCAUUUAUUUGCUUGCGGGACGUUUGCCUUAAAAAUGGACAAAGACGCCGCCCUCCGGGGUAUUCCUGUUUGCCUGACCCUGAGAGCUCCUUUUUGCUGCAAGACGUGUUGGAUGCUCCUGUUCUCCGAAUUCUGAUACGCUUCUGGGCAUAAUAUUGAAACACAAAACUGUGCUUUUGCUCUCUCUGUGGUUGGCUGAAAAUAGGAUUAUUUUUCGUGCAGGUGUCGUUGUUUAGUCGGCUUUAUUAACAUAUUAAAAUGGCUCUACCCAAAGACGCCAUCCCCUCGCUGUCCGAGUGCCAGUGCGGGAUCUGCAUGGAAAUCCUCGUCGAGCCCGUCACCUUCCCGUGUAACCACACGCUGUGUAAACCGUGCUUCCAGUCGACCGUCGAAAAGGCGAGUUUAUGCUGUCCCUUCUGUCGCCGCCGGGUAUCUUCGUGGACUCGGUACCAUACCCGAAGAAAUUCUCUUGUCAACGUGGAACUGUGGAAGAUAAUUCAAAAACACUAUCCCAGGGAGUGCAAGCUUAGAGCGUCUGGGCAAGAAUCAGAGGAAGUGGCUGAUGACUAUCAGCCAGUUCGUCUGUUAAGUAAACCUGGGGAACUGAGAAGAGAAUAUGAAGAGGAAAUAAGCAAGGUGGAGGCAGAGCGACGGGCCAGCGAGGAAGAAGAAAACAAAGCCAGUGAAGAGUACAUACAGAGGUUAUUGGCAGAGGAGGAAGAAGAGGAAAAAAGACAGGCAGAAAAAAGGCGAAGAGCGAUGGAAGAACAACUGAAAAGUGAUGAGGAACUGGCAAGAAAGCUAAGCAUUGAUAUUAACAAUUUCUGUGAGGGAAGUAUCUCUGCUUCUCCCUUGAAUUCCAGAAAAUCUGAUCCAGUUACACCCAAGUCUGAAAAGAAAAGUAAGAACAAACAAAGAAACACUGGAGAUAUUCAGAAGUAUUUGACACCUAAAUCUCAGUUUGGGUCAGCCUCACACUCUGAAGCUGUACAAGAAGUCAGGAAAAACUCCGUAUCUAAGGACUUUGACAGUAGUGAUAGGAAAAGCCCAACAGGGCAAGACACAGAAAUAGAAGAUAUGCCAACACUUUCUCCACAGAUAUCCCUUGGAAUUGGAGAACAAGGUGCAGAUUCUUCAAUAGAGUCCCCUAUGCCAUGGUUAUGUGCCUGUGGUGCCGAAUGGUACCAUGAAGGAAACGUCAAAACCAGACCAAGCCAUCGUGGGAAAGAGUUAUGUGUCUUAAGUCACGAGCGACCUAAAACCAGAGUUCCCUACUCGAAAGAAACUGCAGUUAUGCCUUGUGCCAGAACAGAAAGUGGGUGCGCCCCCACAUCAGGGGUGACACAGACAAAUGGAAACAACACAGGUGAGACAGAAAAUGAAGAGUCGUGCCUACUGAUCAGUAAGGAUAUUUCCAAAAGAAAAAACCAAGAAUCUUCCUUUGAAGCAGUCAAGGAUCCAUGCUUUUCUGCAAAAAGAAGAAAAAUGUCCCCCGAAUCUUCCCCAGAUCAAGAGGAAACAGAAAUAAAUUUUACCCAAAAACUGAUAGAUUUGGAGCAUCUACUGUUUGAGAGACAUAAACAAGAAGAACAGGACAGGUUAUUGGCAUUACAACUUCAGAAGGAGGUGGAUAAAGAGGAAAUGGUGCCAAACCGGCAAAAAGGAUCCCCAGAUGGGUAUCACUUACGCGCUACAUCCUCCCCUCCAGACAAAGUGCUAAAUGGACAGAGGAGGAAUCCCAAAGAUGGGAACUUCAGAAGGCAAACUCAUACAGAGCAUCCAACACCAGAGAGAGGCUCAAGGGAUGAAAAUAGGCAACUGUCUUUAAAGAUGCAGUUGAAGCAGUCAGUUAGUAGAAGAAAGAUGCCAAGUUCUACUAGAGAUCACUGUAAGGUAUCCAAAAGUGCUCACUCCCUCCAGCCUAGCAUUUCACAGAAAAGUGUUUUUCAGAUGUUUCGGAGAUGCACAAAGUAAGGCCUAGUAAAGGGAGUGCUUUGUGAUCUAGUAAAGCUGGAUUGUGAAGCUUUUUCCUGUCAUGGAAUCUUCAUCCACGUGUCAUUCAUGCUGCUCUCUAGGCACACUCAUUGUCCUUAAUAAAGGUCUGUGUGAUUGUAAGGACUGCAUAGACACAUGAGCUUCUGCACAGCUCAGCGGUAAGCAGGGGUCCCCUGUCGUUUCCUUUCUUAAUAACAGAUGUGUAUUAAGCUUUACAAUUCUUAUAGAUAUCUUAAGCUUUGGCCAACUCCAGGAAAUCUUCAAGUGCCAUUGUCUUUCCAAAAAAUGCAUGUUUUAUGGCCUUUGCUCACCUUUUUGUCAUGACUGGUAAUCAAAGCAAGAUUAUACUAUUCUGAGUGAUUAAGGAGCCCAUGCAGGGUUUAAAAUCCAUUUUCUUGCUAUUGUCCAAUGUUUACAGAGUACUCAAAAGGUUUUCCUAAGGUAAUCUAAUUUCCAUCUCCAAUUUAAUUCAAUUUUCAGCAUUGUAGCAUUUCCUUUGGUGUUUUUUCUUUUUUAGACGGAGUUUCAAAAUUUGGAUUCAUAUUCAUAUGUGAGAAAUCCCAGAUUUUUUUUUUUUUUUGAGACGGAGUCUUGCUCUGUCAUCCAGGCUGGAGUGCGAUGGCACGAUCUCAGCUCACUGCAACCUCUGCCUUCUGAGUUCAAGCGAUUCUCCUGCCUCAGCCUCCUGAGUAGCUGGGAUCACAGGCAUGUGCCACUACACCCAGCUAAUUUUUUUUUUUUUUUUUUUGUAUUUUUAGUAGAGAUGGGAUUUCACCAUGUUGGCCAGGCUGGUCUUGAACUCCUGAUGUCAGGUGAUCCACCUGCUUCGGCCUCCCAGAGUGCUGGGAUUAUAGGCGUGAGCCACCAUGCCCGGCCUGUUUCCUUUGCUUUAAAGUGGAUUUGAAUCAGUGUUAAAUCAGAAAAUCAGGGUUUUCUAGGAAAUUGGGAAUUAGUUGCCAGAAAGGAAACUGGACUAUGCAGAAGGAGUUAAGAGCUGGGAUGAGGCUGGAUGGGGUGACUGACAGUCCGGAUCAUUGAAACUGAUUGGGUCGUCAGAAACUGGUCCAGAUGAGGAUGAGGCUGGAUGGGGUGACUGACAGUCUGGAUCAUUGAAACUGAUUGGAUCGUCAGAAACGGGUCCAGAUGAGGAUGAGGCUGGAUGGGGUGACUGACAGUCCGGAUCAUUGAAACUGAUUGGGUGGUCAGAAACUGGUCCAGAUGAGAAUGAGGCUGGAUGGGGUGACUGACAUUCCGGAUCACUGAAACUGGUCCACCAUGACGCAGCAGGGGCAGUUUGGCAGAGCAUCCUCUUCCCUUGUCCUUGUGAAAGAACACAGGAAACAUUUGGGUUUUACAGCUUUUCACACCCUACUAUCAGGCAUCAGAAUCAAAAUUAGUUACUAAAUUGGGUGAAUUUUUGGAAACCUGCGUUUCUGUUCAUCUGCUAUUCCAGAAAAAAAUGGGAAUGUAUUACAGGAGAGUUACCUCACAGUAUCUUAUGUUGUGGAACCUGAAACGUAACCAUGUGUUUUCUUAUAUGAUCAUUUGUGUUGAUACUGCUUUUAUUUGAGUUUAUGAACAGAAAUAGAAAGUAUGGUGCUUGGGUUUUGCCCUUUCUUACUCCUGAAAGUUAAAUCAGAAGACACUGAUUUCAUUUUGUGAAAUUUAGCUCAGAGACGAUUGAUCUUUUGUUUCAUUAAUAUGAACGACUAUUAGUAAAAAAAUAGCUUUAGCAGCAUUUCUGCUGAUAUCUAGUAAUCUAUUCUUUUAAUGUGAAAAUACGAUAAAAUGUCCUGGAGCUAAUUCUAGCUUAAAUUUGCCAGUAUUUCUGUAUGUCAUUAAGUUUUUUUCCUCUAAGUUUGGUAAUAGAAAUUUUGUUAAUCUUUGCAUACUUGAUGGCAUCUAUGUCAAUGCUGAUUGGUUAAUUAUAAAUUCUGUGCUAAUUUAAAACAAUUUGCCUCUUAAGGUGAUUGCCCUCUGAGUAACAAUUGUAGUUAAAUGAAGUAUAGUUUGCAACUAUACUAUCACAUUGGUCGUUAAGUAAAAAUAAAUAAACUAACCAAAUUUGUCUAAGACAGGCUAAGAUCAAUCUUCUCAUCAAAUCAGUUUUUCUCUAAGAGUAAUUUCACUUUAAGUUUUAGGGUGGACAUUCUUGAAUGCCUCAAAUUAAAAGUUAUCUAUUUAAUCUUCGUGGAAUAGUCUGUGACCAAAAAGGAGGGUGUGAUAUAUUCAGGUGUAAAUAUAUCAAAGUGGCCCGGUCGGGCAGCGUCCGCAUCUGCACCACCUAAGAACUUGUUUAAAAUGCAAAUUAGUGGAUUCUACCCCAGAGUUAGGGAACCAGGAACUCUGAGGAUUGGGUUGACCCAUCUGUUUUAACAAGCCCUCCAGGUAAAUAUGAUACAUGUAAGGCUUCCUCUCUUCUCUGGGGGCUGCACCUGGGCCUGUUGAGAAAGGACGAUUGUGUAAACAGGGUCAAAGAGUAGGGGACCAAAAGUGCACUGCCGCGGCAUCAGCGGUUGGUGGUAGAGCGAAGUCUUGAGUGUUGAAGGAGAAAAGACAGUUGGAUGGGUGCGUCCGCUUUUGCUGGGGUCAGAAUGUGCUAGAGGAGAGGUAAUUGCGUUAGAAAUGAUCAAGGUCAGAUUACCAGAAGCAGGGAGAAUCCCCAGGCAGGGGAUUUAGGUGUAAAUAUAUCACAUAUAUGGUGUGAUAUAUUUGGGAUUUAUAUAUUCAGCUAAUUCUCUGUGAAGAAGUCUUCCUGACUAAAAUUGGUUUCAAGAUAAACUAAUUUCUCUGUUAGUAUUUCUACUCUGCCUACCAUGUAUGCCUUUUUGUUAGAAACUAAUAAAUGUAUCAGUCACUAGCA